UGGGUAGUACACACUUCGUACACACCUUGCAAUUGCAUGUUGCAUCUUUUUCAGUAUUUCCCAAAUUUAUCGGUUAGUCCAGUUGCAAGUUUUAUUGAGGAUAUUCAAUGAGAUGACAAGAGAGCCUGACUCGUCUUUAGAACCACAUCUUAGCAACUUUUCCAACGACAAGAAUUUCUCCUGACGGAAUCUCCACUCACCAACGAGUCGUUUACUUUCCGCUCUUAUAAGAAGAUGAUGAGCAUGGCUAAAGACGAGAGGGAGAAAUGCCAGGACAGGAUUUUACUAGAACCCUAUACAUACAUCCUUCAAGUUCCUGGUAAAGAGAUCAGAGUUAAAUUAACUAAGGCUUUCAAUUAUUGGUUAAAGAUUCCGACGGAGAAGCUUGAGAAAGUCAGCGAGAUUACUCAAAUGCUCCACAAUGCAAGCUUAUUAAUUGAUGAUAUUGAAGACAACUCCUAUCUCCGUCGAGGCAUUCCGGUAGCUCAUAGUAUAUUUGGCAUGGCACAAACCAUUAAUGCAGCAAAUUAUGUGUACUUCCUUGGUCUACAGAAGACGACUGAAUUACAGCACUCAGAAGCGACUAGAAUAUUUAUGGAGCAGUUAAUUUUGUUACAUCAAGGUCAGGGCAUGGAUAUAUGGUGGAGAGAUACGUUUGUGUGUCCGACUGAAGAAGAGUACAAGGAAAUGGUCCUAAAGAAAACUGGAGGCUUGUUCGGAUUAGCAGUCAGACUUAUGCAACUAUUUAGCGAAAACAAAAGCAACUUCACCCCGCUGAGUGACUUGCUCGGUCUGUACUUCCAAAUCCGCGACGAUCUUGCCAAUCUACAGUCUAAGGAGUACACGGAGAACAAAAGCUACUGUGAAGACUUGACGGAAGGAAAGUUCUCGUUUCCGAUCAUCCACGCGGUGCUGAGUAAGCCGGAUGACAAUCAGGUCAUGAACAUUCUAAGGAAGCGGACGACCAACAACGAAAUUAAGAAGUACUGUGUGGAUUACUUAGAAAAGAUUGGAUCGUUUGAAUACACCAAGCGAGUUCUUGCCGAUUUAGAGAAGAAAGUUUUGGACGAGAUAUCAAAGUUGGGUAAGAACCCGCACUUGGAAGCAAUGGUGGAUGAACUCAGUAAAGUGUAUAAGGAGCCCACAGAGUCAUAAUGAAUCAGGAGUUGAACCUCGGACCACUGAGAUGAAAUGCACACAGUUUGUC
Messenger RNA from Asterias rubens (European starfish), 1207 nucleotides. RefSeq names its product geranylgeranyl pyrophosphate synthase-like. Gene Ontology annotation, molecular function: prenyltransferase activity. The record is from RefSeq and is a predicted model, not a curated record. The transcript is spliced from 10 exons. Bases 235 to 1155 code for a protein of 306 amino acids. Gene Ontology annotation, biological process: isoprenoid biosynthetic process. Lineage: Eukaryota; Metazoa; Echinodermata; Asteroidea; Forcipulatida; Asteriidae.